GGAGCGUGCAACUGAGCGCUAGGUAGUGCACAGUACCUCCAUUAUCUCCGACAUUGCAUCACUCGGAAUUCCACCUCAACCCAGGGAGCUCUGAGCCCCGACUUUGACGAAUGUGACCGCCAACAGCUGGUUCUAUUCCCCAGCCGUCACUGUAGCCAUUCUCCGCCGACAUGGCCUACAUAGCACCCAUCCACCGGCCCAGCAGCGCGCGGCACGCUCUGUAUAGCCAACUCCUGUCGGACGAGGAAGAGAGCCUAGUGCUUAGAAGGGCGAACCGAUUAGAGAUAUGGCGGCUUCGUGACGGCUUGCUGAACCUCGUCCACUCCAAGGUCGUGAACGGCACGAUUGCCAUCCUCCAGAAGCUCCGCCCGAAAGAUGCGAGAACCGACCUCCUGUUUGUUGGCACCGACCGGUUCGAGUACUUCACGCUAGCGUGGAACCCAGAAACCUCACAACUAGACACAAUAAAUCCGUUCAAUGAUCCUGGCGAGCGACACAUGCGAGACUCGCAGAGCCAGGACCGAUGUUUGGUCGACCCGUCGGGCAGGUUUCUGGCCAUGCACCUGUGGGAGGGGGUGUUGACCAUCCUGCGGUUGGGGAACAGGAAGAACACGGCGACGGUGCUCGACUGGAUGGGCCAGGUGCGACUCUCGGAGCUGUUCAUCAAGGCGAGCACCUUCCUCUACACCGAAACAGGGCACCCGAAGAUCGCCUUGCUCUACCAGAGUCGAGCCGACUCGAGCGACGCCCAACUGGCCACCUACCGGCUGACAUCGGACGACCGGAAUACCGAGCUCUCGCGGUUCGAUCCCAAUCGGGAUAGGGAGAUCGAUGCAGAGAUCCACGACCCCAGCGCCUCCAUGCUGAUACCCGUGCGGAAGGUCGAGGAGCAGGUCAAGCGGCACAACGUCCGAAACGUGGAGUCGGCCAAGGCGCACAUCGGCGGCCUGAUCGUGGUGGGCGAGACGCGGCUGCUGUACAUCGACGAAGUCACCAAGACCACCGUCGAGUCCGCUCUCACCGAGGCCUCCAUCUUUGUCGCAUGGGCCGAGUACGAUGUGAAGCACUACUUCCUGGCCGACGACUAUGGAAACCUGCAUCUCCUCACUCUGGAGACGGAGGACGUGGUGGUGACGGGCAUGAUCGUGAACCGGAUCGGAAAGACGUCGCGCGCGAGCAACCUGGUGUAUCUCGGCGAUAACCUAUUGUUCGUUGCGUCUCACUACGGUGACAGCCAGUUGUUCCGUCUGGACCUAGAAAAUGACGAUGCCAGACAACUCGUGCAACUCGUUCAGACCCUCCCGAACAUCGGUCCGAUCCUAGACUUUGAGAUCAUGGACUUGGGCAACCGCGGGGACGAGGGCCAGCUUGCAAAUGAGUACUCAUCUGGCCAGGCCCGCAUCGUCACUUGCAGCGGCGUACACAAGGAUGGGACGCUCCGAAGCGUGCGAAGUGGCGUUGGCCUGGAGGACGUGGGCAUCCUCGCCGACCUGGAGCACUGCCGGGGGCUCUUUCCCCUCUCAUCUUACGGGUCUCCCAAGACCGAUACUCUGGCGGUGUCGUUCCUGACCGAGACCCGCGUGUUCAAAUUUGACUCUCACGGCGAUGUUGAGGAGGUAGAAUCUUUCUCCGGGAUGACAUUCGAUCAGCAGACACUAUUAGCGAUGAAUCUACCGAAGGGGCAGCUCCUACAAGUUACGCCAGCGGCUGCCAGCCUUCUCGACGCCGAAAGCGGGGUCACGAUAGCAUCGUGGGCGCCAGAAGGGGAGCGGACUAUCAUCAGCGCAUCCGCAAACCCGCGCUGGCUCUUGCUGUCUGUGGGCGGUACGGAGCUUGUGUCACUGAGCAUAGCCAACGACUUUCAAACCGUCCAGGCGAAGGACAUGAAUCAGCAGGACCAGGUUGCUUGCAUCCAUGUCGCGCCCGGGCUGGACGACGUCGGCGUGGUCGGCUUCUGGACAUCCGGCACAGUGUCCAUCAUUGACCUUCACACUCUAGAACCCAUCCAUGGAGAGUCGCUCCGAACAUCCAAGGACGACGCCUCCAUCCCUCGCGAUCUCGCCCUCGUCCAGAUGCUCCCGCCCAGCGCGUCCGGGCCUACGCUAUUCGUUGCCAUGCAAGACGGCAAUGUCGUCACCUUCAACGUCUCCAAAGACCUGGCCCUGUCAGGGAGGAAACGCGUCAUCUUGGGCAUGCGGCAGGCCCGGUUUCACCUCCUCCCGCAGCCCGACGGCAUCUUCAGCAUCUUCGCCACAACUGAGCAUCCCAGCCUGAUUUACGGCUCCGAGGGGAGGAUAGUCUACUCGGCCGUCACGGCCGAAGAAGCAACCUACAUCUGCCCCUUCGACACCGAGGCCUUCCCCGACUGCAUCGUCCUGGCCACGGACGCGCAGAUCCGAAUCUCCCAGAUCGACCGCGAGCGACGCACGCACGUGAAGCCGCUGCAGAUGGGCGAGAUGGUCCGGCGGAUCGCCUACUCGCCCCGGGAAAAAGUCUUCGGUCUCGGCUGCAUCAAGCGCGACCUGGUGGCCGGCGAGGAGGUCGUGCAGUCAUCCUUCAAGCUCGUCGACGAGAUCAUCUUCGACCGCGUCGGCCGGUCUUUCCCGCUCGGCUCGCCCUCCUACACCGAGCUGGUCGAGUGCGUCGUGCGCGCCGAGCUGCCGGACUCGUACGGCGCGCCGGCCGAGCGCUUCCUCGUCGGCACCAGCUACCUGGCGGACCCGGACCUGGGCGCCGGCACGGACGCGCGCGGGCGCAUCCUGGUCUUCGGCGUCGACGCCGACCGCAACCCGUACCUGGUGCUGAGCCACGAGCUCAAGGGCGCGUGCCGCUGCCUCGCGGUCAUGGACGACGGCAAGAUCGUCGCCGGCCUGACCAAGACCGUCGUCGUCUGCCGCUACGAGGAGACCUCCAGCACGACCGCCGAGCUGACCCGGCUGGCCUCGUACCGGCCCUCGACGUACCCGGUCGAGCUGUGCGUCCGGGGCAACACGAUCGCCGUGGCCGACCUGAUGAAGUCGGUCGCGCUGGUCGAGUUCGUCCCCGCCGGGGCCGACGAGACGGGCGCCGCCGGCCCCAGUAGUAAGAGGGGGGAGGCGAAGCUGGUGGAAAAGGCAAGGCACUUUGGGAGCGUCUGGGCUACGGCGGUGAGCCACGUCCAAGAUGAUAGCUGGCUUGAGGCGGACGCGCAGGGCAACUUGAUGGUGUUGAGGCAAAACCUGGAGGGUGUGACGGCCGAGGAUAAGAAGCGGAUGGAGGUGACGAGCGAGAUGAAUCUGGGGGAGAUGGUGAACAGGAUAAGAGGAAUCGAGGUGGAGACGACGCCAGGGGCGAUUGUCGUGCCAAAGGCGUUUUUGGGGACGGUGAGUCUACGAUGCGGCGAAAGUCUCUUCGGAAUGAAUGAGCGUCGUUUUGCUAAUACAGGACAAUGGCAGGUUGAGGGCGGCAUCUACAUGUUCGCAACGGUUGUGCCACACGCCCAGGAUUUACUCCUCCGGUUCCAGGCGAAGCUGGCUGAUGUCAUCAAGACGGCUGGCGGCAUUGAGUUCAGGACGUACAGGGCAUUCCGGAAUGCGGAGCGGGAGGGAGACGGGCCCUUCCGGUUUAUAGACGGGGAGCUGCUUGAGCGUUUUCUGGACGUGGAUGAGGCAACUCAGGAGGUCAUUUGCCAGGGCCUGGGUCCCACGGUCGAGGACAUGCGGAAUCUGGUAGAGGAACUCCGGCGCAUGCACUGACGGGUUCGGUUUGGGAAUGAUCUGAAAGAGUCAUUUGACCCCGGAGUUGAAAUAAAGUUUUUUUCUGGGGCAAUUGCCGCCUCCCGUGGCUCUUGCGGUGGUGCACCCGGUAGUGUAGAGCAAAACUGUCAGGGUCCAGCGUUG
This is a messenger RNA of Thermothielavioides terrestris NRRL 8126, 3878 nucleotides long. RefSeq lists its product as uncharacterized. Gene Ontology annotation, biological process: DNA repair; proteasome-mediated ubiquitin-dependent protein catabolic process. The transcript has 2 exons. Gene Ontology annotation, cellular component: nucleus; site of double-strand break. Lineage: Eukaryota; Fungi; Ascomycota; Sordariomycetes; Sordariales; Chaetomiaceae. Gene Ontology annotation, molecular function: protein binding; nucleic acid binding. The record is from RefSeq and is a predicted model, not a curated record. The coding region runs from base 171 to 3734 and encodes 1187 amino acids.